Molecule: messenger RNA, 1542 nt
Organism: Vanderwaltozyma polyspora DSM 70294
Lineage: Eukaryota; Fungi; Ascomycota; Saccharomycetes; Saccharomycetales; Saccharomycetaceae
Gene: RIO1
Product: protein kinase RIO1
Exons: 1
Coding region: 1-1542 (513 amino acids)
Biological process (GO): maturation of SSU-rRNA
Cellular component (GO): preribosome, small subunit precursor; cytosol
Molecular function (GO): protein serine/threonine kinase activity; ATP binding
Source: RefSeq, a predicted model, not a curated record
AUGUCAUUCGAUGAAAAAUUUGACAGGUUAAAGAUAUCUGGUAAUGAUGUUAAUACUAGAAUUUUAGAGAAAUAUGGUCAUAAAAUCAAAACCGAUGAGUUGAGUUUUACUAAAGGUAAGACGAAUAAGGAUAAGGCCAAUAGAGCCACUGUUGAGAAUGUUUUGGAUCCAAGAACAAUGAGAUUUUUAAAGGCCUUAACAAAUAGAGGUGUGAUUUCAGCAUUCAAUGGUUGUUUGAGUACUGGUAAAGAGGCUAAUGUGUACCAUGCCUUUGCAGGAGAUGGUACCUCUUCUAGAAAUACAGAUGUAAAGGUCGAAGAUCUGGUCAAAUUGACUAGUGUUGAAGUAAACCAAGAUUCAGAAGAAGAUAAUGGUGAUAAUAAUAACGUUGCAGAUAUAGAUGGAUCGAAACCUGAGGGCGUUGAACUUAGAAAAGAAUAUGCAAUCAAGAUUUAUAAAACCUCCAUUUUAGUUUUUAAAGAUCGUGAACGUUAUGUUGAUGGUGAAUAUCGUUUCAGAAAUUCCAGGUCUCAACAUAACCCCAGAAAAAUGAUUAAAAUUUGGGCAGAGAAGGAAUUUCGUAAUUUAAGAAGAAUCCAUCAAAGUGGUGUCAUUCCAGCUCCUAAGCCUGUUGAAGUUAAAUCGAAUGUUUUAGUGAUGGAAUUUUUAAACCGUGGUAAUGGGUUUGCGUCUCCUCGUUUGAAAGACUACCCAUACAAAGAUAGAGAUGAAAUUUUUUGGUAUUAUCAUAUAUUAGUUGCCUACAUGAGACUUUUAUACCAAGUUUGCAGAUUAGUACAUGCCGAUCUUUCAGAAUAUAAUACAAUUGUCCAUCAAGGUAAAUUGUAUAUGAUUGAUGUUUCCCAAAGUGUGGAACCUGAACAUCCAAUGAGUUUGGAUUUCUUAAGAAUGGAUAUUAAAAAUGUAAAUGGUUAUUUUGAAAAAAUGGGUAUUGAUAUUUUCCCUGAACGUAUAAUAUUUCAAUUUGUUAUAUCAGAAAAACUAGAGACCUUUAAAGGUGACUUAAAUAGUGCAGAUGAUUUAAGAGAAUUUGUUAAAAAUAAUUUGCCAAUAAAGUCAACCGAUGAAGAUGAAGCAGAAGAUGAAGUAUUCAGAUCUCUACAUCUUGUUAGAAAUUUGGGUGGUUUAGAAGAAAGAGAUUUUGAUAGGUUCACAGAUGGUAAAUUUGAUUUAUUGAAAACUUUAAUUGCAUCCGAUAACCAAAAGAAUUUUACAGCCUCAGAACAAUAUGGCAUGGAAGAUUUAGAUGCUGAUGACUCUAGCGAAAACGAAGACUCGAGUGCAGGUGAAGAUGAGGAAGAAGAAGAUGAUGAUGAAGAUGAUGAUGAUGAUGAAGAAGAAUAUAGUGAUUAUUCAGAUUCAGAUGAUGAUUCUAAACCUAAAGGAAAGAAAUAUGAGGAUAAGGACGACAAGAAGAAACGUAAACAGGAAACCAAAGAGGCCAAGAGGGAGAAAAGAAAGACAAAGGUUAAGAAACAUAUCAAAAAGAAGUUAAUCAAAAAGACUAAAUCCAAAAAAUGA